Messenger RNA from Chinchilla lanigera (long-tailed chinchilla), 1211 nucleotides. It is a transcript of the gene Cfap97d1, whose product is annotated as chromosome unknown open reading frame, human C17orf105. Gene Ontology annotation, biological process: sperm axoneme assembly. The record is from RefSeq and is a predicted model, not a curated record. Lineage: Eukaryota; Metazoa; Chordata; Mammalia; Rodentia; Chinchillidae.
GAGCCCAGCCUCGCCCCCUGCCCUUCGCCUGGCCCCGCCUGCGUUUAGCCCCGCCUCCACUAGGCCGUGCCCCGCCCCGUGCCCCGCCCAGACCGCUUGGUGGCCGCGGCAGGGAGGCUACGCGAGGGGCCAGCAGGCUCCUCUGCUCUCCGCAGGACCCUGGGGCUCACGCCUGGUGGAAGUUCCGCCCUCUUGAGGGUGGAGGGCCGUCUGGUGGAGCCCUCAGCCUAGCUGAUUUCUGUGACUGUGGGCCGGGACGGACAAGCAGUCAGUGCGGGGCGCCGUCCCUGUCCCCGUGGGCCGGGCACACCCCGUGUCGCCUCCAGGGUCCCCACCCUGCGCCGCUGGCUCGCUUCCGACCCGGAGACUGCACCUCGGGCGCAUUUGCCGAAGGGGAGGUAAUAACACAGGCCGAUCCCGAUCCGGAAUCCCAAGCCAGAGCUCCCCGAGUGCGGACGCGCCGCGCGGACGCCCCACCCCGGCCUUGGUGACCGCGGGUCCGAGCGCGGCGCGAGGUGACACCAGGUGACCGGCGGGAGUGGCCAAGGACAGGAGGCGCGAGCGCGGAAGGGACACGAGGAGGAAGAGAUGAACAGUUCCCUGGACUACCUGGCCUACCCCGUGAUCGUCUCCAACCACAGGCAGACCACUGCCUACAGGAAGAAACUGGACCUGGGCCACUACCUCUUUCACCGGAACCGGCUCCAGAUAGCAAAGCCCGCUGUGGACACCAAGCCUCCUGUGGCACACACACACCUCAUUCUAAAGCUGAGCAAACUGCAGUAUGAGCAAAAGAGAAUCGACAGAAUUGAGUAUGAGAACAGGCAGCUGUGUGAGAAGAUCGCCAGUGCGCACCGCGGCCCUGCGAAGGUGGACUGCUGGAACUCCUACUUCUCCAAGAGUUUGAACAGAGAAAUGCGGAACCGCGAGCUCAUGCGCAUCACCCUGGAGAACCAGGCCAUCCUGAAGCGGCUGGGCGACCGCAAGACUCACUACAACCGCCAUGCGUCUGAGACAGACUGGCAGAACUCGAGGCGCUAUAUCCGGAACACGACCAGGUACCUUCUCUCCCAGGAUGAGUAGGUCAGCACCGAGGCGGAGACAGAUGGCGGAGGCUUCUGGCCCCGCCGAAUCGCAAGACCCUCCCUCCGGAGCAGCCAAGGGCCCUACCCCAGGAUGCCACAAUAAAGCCCAGGGUGUCAGUGGUCAGA